Molecule: messenger RNA, 1746 nt
Organism: Sphenostylis stenocarpa
Lineage: Eukaryota; Viridiplantae; Streptophyta; Magnoliopsida; Fabales; Fabaceae
Source: the annotation of a GenBank genome assembly
AUGGAAAUAGGAGCUUGCAAAGGAGAAAUGACAAAAAAAGACUUGAGAAAGAAAGAAAGAGAAGAGAUAGAUAACCCAAAUGUUCUACUUUAUUCCUCCCACUUGCCUGAAAACAAACUAAUCAGAGUUAAAGCUGGUAAGGGGUCUCCAAGGACAAUUCCUGACACUUUCCUCGGAGUAUUCGUCGAGGAGAUUAAUCAUGCUUGUGCUGGGGGACUGUGGGCAGAACUUGUUAGCAAUAGAGUGAUUGGAAAUGAAUCAUCCAUUUCUGUUUCAAUUAACUCUACCUCAUGUUUUGAGCGUAAUAAAGCUGCAUUAAACAUGGAGGUUCAUUGUGGUGAUCACAACCCUUGCCCAGUUGGUGGCGUUGGUGUCUCUAACCCUGGUUAUUGGGGCAUGAAUAUCGAGGAAGGGAAAUUGUACAAGGUGGUGUAUCAUGUUAAAUCAGAAGGAAAUGUUGAUUUUCAACUUUCAUUCGCGGGUGUUGAUGUCAUAAAGGUGGCAUCAAAUAUCACACAAGUUUCUGGGCAAAACCAAUGGAAAAGGGUGGAGACAUUGUUGAAAGCAAAUGCUACUAAUCACAGUUCAAGUCUUCAAAUCACCACAACCACUAACGGAAUAGGACCAUGGGAGGAGAGACCUGGGCACUUCAAUGAUAUUUGGAACUAUUGGAGUGAAGAUGGAAUUGGUUAUUUUGAGUAUCUCCAACUAGCAGAGGACCUUGGUGCAUUGCCCAUAUGGGUGUUCAACGCUGGUAUCAGCCGUUAUGAACAAAUUAAAACUUCAAACCUAGCACCUUAUGUGCAAGAUGCUCUAGAUGGCAUUGAAUUUGCAAGAGGCUCUUCUAAAUCAAAGUGGGGUUCUCUUAGAGCUAGAUUGGGACAUCCUAACCCAUUUGAUUUGAGAUACGUUGCCGUUGGAAACGAAGAUUGUGAAUUUUCAAAUUAUCAAGCAAAUUACGUUACGUUCCAUGAUGCUAUAAGACACGCCUACCCAGAUAUCAAAAUCAUCUCAAAUUGUGAUGCUUCAAACACCCCAUUAAACCAUUCAGCCGAUUUGUUCGAUUUUCAUAUUUAUACAAACUCCGGUGACCUGUUUUCCAAGUCUACUCAGUUCGAGAAAACAUCGCGAUCUGGUCCAAAGGCUUUUGUGAGUGAGUAUGCUGUGUGGAGAGAAGAUGCUGCAAAUGGAAGUCUUGUGGCUGCUGUGGCUGAAGCUGCAUUUCUUAUUGGAUUGGAAAAGAACAGUGAUGUUGUCGACAUGGUUUCCUAUGCACCGCUUUUCUCAAAUAUAAACGACAGGAAAUGGAUUCCCGAUGCAAUUGUGUUCAACUCUUAUCAGCUCUAUGGAACUCCUAGCUAUUGGGUGCAGAAGCUUUUUAUUGAGUCCAGUGGUGCAACGUAUCUUAAUUCAUCACUCCUUACAACUUCUUCUUCUAAUAAACUAAUUGCAUCUGGAAUUAGUUGGCAAAAUUCUACAGAUAAGAAAAAUUACCUAAGAAUAAAGGUAGUAAACUUUGGAGCAGCCACAGAGGAACUUAACAUACUCAUAGAUGGGUUCCCAAAAGAGCAGAAGUUUGGUUUUACAAAGACAGUGCUUACAUCCACCAACAAAAUGGAUGAGAAUUCCUUCUCAGAGCCUACGAAGGUGGUGCCACAAACAAGUUGGGUAGAGAAUGUUUCCAAGGAGAUAAAUGCAACUCUCUCUCCCUAUUCGGUGACAUCAUUUGAUUUGUUAAUUUAUUAG